Molecule: messenger RNA, 627 nt
Organism: Ambispora leptoticha
Lineage: Eukaryota; Fungi; Glomeromycota; Glomeromycetes; Archaeosporales; Ambisporaceae
Source: the annotation of a GenBank genome assembly
AUGAUUGAGGAAAAAGGGCAAAAUCUCUCCGCAGGGCAAAAACAAUUAGUUAGUUUAAUGCGAGCCUUGGUUAAAGAUUAUGAAAUUUACCUUUUUGAUGAAUUUUUAAGUAAUGUCAAUAAUGAACUAAAAGAAAAAAUAGUGGAUGGCACCGGCAAAACUACGAUAGAAAGUUUAUUGUCUCAGGACCCCAAUAUUAUUAAAUUAGUUUCAACUACCACCCGACCACCACGAGAAGGGGAAAGAGAUGGCAAAGAUUAUUAUUUUAUCAGUAAAGAAGAAUUUGAAGUCGAAUUAAAAAAAGGUCGGUUUUUGGAACAUGUUAUCUAUGAUGGCAAUUAUUAUGGAGUUCACGUUAAAGUAAUCGACCUAAUUUUAGGAACCCAAAAGAAAAACGGAGUGAUUAUUGUGGAUGUGGCUGCCGAAAGUAGGGAAAAAAUGGUCGAACAUAUGAGAAAAAGAGGCACCAGUGAACCAGAAAUUAUUCGCAGACUAAAUAUUGAAGAAAAAGAAGGAAAAUUUGCGACUGAGUUUGAUUAUAUUUUGACAGUUAAAGAAAAUGGAUUGAUUGAAGCAGUCCACAAAAUUAAAAAGAAGUUAAAUUACGAAGUAGGUUUGACAAAUUAG